AUGGCGGAAAUAAAGAAAGAAAUUCUCGUACCAAAUUCGCCGGAUUCCAACCCGGAAGGAAAACCUUCGUCGACGUUCCCAUCGUCUGUGAUCGAUCUUUCCAGUAGUGACUCCGACUGUGAGGAUUUUUUUUCUGGUCCGGAUGAUGAUGGCGUGGCGGGAGAUAGUAGUCACAAGCGGCCGAAGAAGAAAACGAAACUCGAUAAGAAUGUGGCUCUGCCUUUAGGGUUUCUUGAACCAUUGCCGUUGGUAGUGGGGCCGGAAUCGUCUCCGGCGACUGGUCCAGCACCGCUGGCCAUGCAGGUGCCUACAGAGGUGGCCCUUGCUUUGCCGGCUCCGGGCGGGGGUAUGAUGGUGAAGGGGGAGUACAACAGCAAGCAAUUUUGGAAGGCGGGUGAUUACGAUGGCGCUCCAACCGGCGAUUGGCAAACUUAUGCCGGUGGCAUGGAUCAUGUUCGAGUUCAUCCAAGAUUUCUACAUUCAAAUGCUACAAGUCAUAAAUGGGUUCUUGGAGCUUUCGCGGAACUUUUGGACAAUGCACUUGAUGAAGUGCGGAAUGGUGCAACAUACGUUAAUGUAGAUAUGAUUAAAAACAAGAAAGAUGGGAACAGAAUGCUGCUGAUCGAAGAUAAUGGUGGAGGGAUGGAUCCUGAUAAAAUGCGCCAAUGCAUGUCUCUUGGGUAUUCUGCCAAGAGCAAAAUAGCUGAUACUAUUGGACAAUAUGGAAAUGGUUUUAAGACUAGCACAAUGAGGCUUGGAGCUGAUGUUAUUGUUUUCUCUCGCUCUUAUGACAGAGCUGGAAACAGGUCCACACAGAGCAUUGGAUUAUUAUCCUUCACAUUUUUGAGAGACACCGGAAAGGAAGACAUUGUAGUUCCAAUGUUGGAUUACGAAAGAGACGGACAAGACUGGAAGAAGAUUAUAAGAUCUUCGGCUACUGAUUGGAAUACAAAUGUUGACACAAUAGUGCAAUGGUCUCCCUUUUCAAGUGAAGCAGAUCUUCUUGAUCAGUUCAACCAGAUAAAAGAUCAUGGCACUCGAAUCUUCAUAUACAAUUUGUGGGAGGAUGACCAAGGGCUUUUGGAACUUGAUUUUGAUGUUGAUCCACAUGAUAUCCAAAUAAGAGGAGUCAACAGGGAUGAGAAACAUAUACAAAUGGCCCAACAGUAUCCUAAUUCCAGGCACUUUCUGACUUAUCGGCAUUCGUUACGGAGUUAUGCAUCGAUACUCUAUCUUCGAGUUCCACCUAGCUUCCGGAUCAUUUUGCGGGGUAAAGAUGUCGAGCACCACAACAUAGUAAAUGACAUGAUGAUGUCCCAGGAAGUCACUUAUCGCCCGCAGUCUGGGACAGAUGGUGUCCCUAGAGAUUCUACUAUGAUGGCUGUUGUAACUGUUGGUUUUGUGAAAGAUGCGAAGGCUCAUAUUGAUGUUCAAGGAUUUAAUGUUUAUCACAAAAACCGACUUAUUAAGCCAUUUUGGAGAGUUUGGCAUCCUCCUGGAAGUGAUGGCCGUGGAGUCAUAGGUGUUUUGGAAGCAAAUUUUGUUGAACCAGCACAUGAUAAGCAAGGGUUUGAGCGGACAACGGUUCUUUCAAGACUGGAGGCAAAAUUAAUACAAAUGCAGAAGAAUUACUGGAAUACUUACUGUCACAAAAUUGGCUAUAAUCCACGGCGCAGUAAAAAGCUAGCGGAGAGAGAAGGUUCUCCAGAGAGCCUUAAUGGGGAACAUAUAGAGUCGAAUGGCAAGGCACCCCGUAAAGAAAAUAGAUCUUCUGCAAGCGCAAAGUCGGGACUGAAGAAGCAGGAUGAGCAUUUGGAAAAUCAGAAUAGCAGAAGCAGGAGAUCUGGAAGGAGAAAUGUCUAUGCAGAAGAAUCAUCACCUUCUGCUGAGUAUGUCAGUGAUCAUGAUGGUCCUUAUUCUACUGACCCUAAUGCUGAUGAGGGGCCUUCUGCUGAUAAGUCAUUACCCUCAAAAAGGUCACAUGGGAAAGAUAGCGCUUCAAUUCCCAGUUCAUUUAAACAUACGCCGUCUCGGGGAACAAGGAAAAAUGCAUAUGAAGGUAGAACGCCUGGAAGCACAACCAAUGUGGAGGAGGAUGAUAUUGGGCAUGAUUAUUCACAGUCCUUGCAGCGUUUGGAAGAAGAGAAUCGUGUUUUAAAAGAAAAAUUGAGAAGGAAAGAGGAAGAGUUUUUGGGUGAUCUGUUGAAAGAUUUAGACAAGGAAAGAAGUAAAUGCAAGUCAAUGGAGACUGAGUUGCAGGAAGCAAGGGAAAAAAUUCAAGAACUCAGCAAGGAACAAGACAGUUUGAUAGAUUUAUUCUCAGAAGAGAGACAGCGGCAUGAAACAGAAGAAGAAACUUUGAGGAAGAAGUUGAAGGACGCAUCGAAUACCAUUCAAGAGUUGGUUGAGAAGGUAAGACGCCUGGAGAAAUUGAAGUCCCCUUCCAGUGGCAGAGCAAAGUAG
Molecule: messenger RNA, 2463 nt
Organism: Oldenlandia corymbosa var. corymbosa
Lineage: Eukaryota; Viridiplantae; Streptophyta; Magnoliopsida; Gentianales; Rubiaceae
Source: the annotation of a GenBank genome assembly